Messenger RNA from Apis mellifera (honey bee), 1458 nucleotides. RefSeq names its product bystin (gene bys). Gene Ontology annotation, molecular function: snoRNA binding. Gene Ontology annotation, cellular component: nucleolus; cytoplasm; preribosome, small subunit precursor. The transcript has 3 exons. The record is from RefSeq and is a predicted model, not a curated record. NCBI's taxonomy places the organism in Eukaryota, Metazoa, Arthropoda, Insecta, Hymenoptera, Apidae. Gene Ontology annotation, biological process: rRNA processing. The coding region runs from base 96 to 1397 and encodes 433 amino acids.
GGUUAAGUUAGAUAUAUACCGUAAUAUGAUAUAAGCACAUGUUGUCUCUACUUUAUAUUUUCUUCAAAUUGUAUAAGAUAUCUUAAAAUAAUAAAAUGGGUAAAGCAAAGAAAAUAAAAGUGUCAAAAAGUGAAAUUAAGCAACCAAAAAUAGCUUUAGGUGAUCAAAUAGAAGAAGAAAAAAAUAUAAAAUCGAAAAAAAGACAGAAAAUUAAAAUUCGUAAUGAAGAUGACGAUAAGUUUGUGGAUCCUGUUCUUACAAAACGAAUUUUAUCUCAAGCCAGACAACAACAAAUGGAAAUUGAAGAGGAAAAUGGAAUCGGACAAUCAAAAUCUAUAAAAAAACCAAUUAUAAAACUUAAUAAUAGUACUGAAUUUAGUGAUGUAGAAGAACAAUCAAGUGAAGAUGAACAAGAUAUUACACAAUAUUAUGAAAAUAUCGAAAUAAAUGAAGAAGAUGAGCGAGCUAUCCAAAUGUUCAUGUCUAAGGAUCCUACACCUAUGAAAACAUUAGCUGAUAUUAUAUUAGAAAAAUUAACAGAAAAGAAAACGGAAAUUGAAACUCAAUUUUCAGAUGUUGGCUCUUUUCAAAUGCAAGAUUUAGAUCCAAGAGUUAAAUCAAUGUACGAAGGUGUUAGAGAUGUAUUAUCAAAAUAUCGUAGUGGAAAAUUACCUAAAGCAUUUAAAAUUGUUCCUAGUUUAAGAAAUUGGGAACAAAUAUUGUAUAUUACAGACCCACCAAGAUGGUCGGCUGCAGCAAUGUAUCAGGCUACUCGAAUAUUUGCCUCCAAUCUUAAAGAAAAAAUGGCCCAAAGAUUUUAUAAUUUAAUAUUAUUACCACGAAUUAGAGAUGAUUUAGCAGAAUAUAAAAGAUUAAAUUUUCACUUAUAUCAAGCUUUACGAAAAGCAUUAUUUAAACCUGCUGGCUUUAUGAAAGGAAUUUUACUUCCACUUUUAGAAUCUGGAACAUGUACAUUAAGAGAAGCUGUUAUUAUUGGAUCUGUAAUUGCUAAAAAUUCAAUACCAAUUUUGCAUUCUUCAGCAGCAAUAUUAAAAAUUGCAGAAAUGGAUUAUACUGGAGCUAAUAGUAUCUUUCUCAGAAUAUUUUUAGAUAAAAAGUAUGCUCUUCCAUAUAGAGUUAUUGAUGCAGUGGUAUUUCAUUUUCUUAGAUUUGAAAGAGAUCCUAGAGAAUUGCCAGUUUUAUGGCAUCAAGCAUUAUUAACUUUUGUACAACGUUAUAAGAGUGAUAUUAGUUCAGAGCAAAAAGAGGCUUUGUUAAUAUUAUUAAGAAAACAAUCUCAUCAUACAAUCACAUCUGAAGUGAGAAGAGAAUUACAACAUGCAAAAUGCAGAGAUUUAGAAAUGACAGAACCUAAACUAGAACCUAUGAUUCAUUAGAUAUUGAUUAAAUUUUUCAUUUAAAAUUUUUCAUAAAAAUAUAUAUCUUUUUUAAUACAUA